AUGGACUCAAAGUCCAUCAUCAAGAGGAACGACAAGCUGGCCCGUCAGCUUGCCUAUAACGACAAGCUGGCCCGUCAGCUUGCCUAUAACGACAAGCUGGCCCUCCAGCCUGCCUAUAACGACAAGCUGGCCCUCCAGCCUGCCUAUAACGACAAGCUGGCCCUCCAGCCUGCCUAUAACGACAAGCUGGCUCUCCAGCCUGCCUAUAACGACAAGCUGGCCCUCCAGCCUGUCUACAAGGACAAGCUGGCCCUCCAGCCUGUCUACAAGGACAAGGUGGCCCUCCAGCCUGUCUACAACGACAAGGUGGCCCUCCAGCCUGUCUAUAACGACAAGCUGGCCCUCCAGCCUGUCUAUAACGACAAGCUGGCCCUCCAGCCUGUCUAUAACGACAAGCUGGCCCUCCAGCCUGUCUAUAACGACAAGCUGGUCCUCCAGCCUGUCUAUAACGACAAGCUGGCCCUCCAGCCUGUCUAUAACGACAAGCUGGCCCUCCAGCCUGUCUAUAACGACAAGCUGGCCCUCCAGCCUGUCUAUAACGACAAGCUGCUCUCCAGCUUGUCUCCUGUCUAUAACGACAAGCUGGCCCUUCAUCCUGUAUACAAUGACAAGCUGGCCCUCCUGCCUGUCUAUAACGACAAGCUGGCCCUCCAGCCUGUCUAUAACGACAAGCCGGCCCUCCAGCCUGUCUAUAACGACAAGCUGGCCCUCCUGCCUGUCUAUAACGACAAGCUGGCCCUCCUGCCUGUCUAUAACGACAAGCUGGCCCUCCAGCCUGUCUAUAACGACAAGCUGGCCCUCCAGCCUGUCUAUAACGACAAGCUGGCCCUCCAGCCUGUCUAUAACGACAAGCUGUCCCUCCAGCCUGUCUAUAACGACAAGCUGGACCUCCAGCCUAUCUAUAACGACAAGCUGGACCUCCAGCCUAUCUAUAACGACAAGCUGGACCUCCAGCCUGUCUAUAACGACAAGCUGGCCCUUCAUCCUGUAUACAAUGUCAAGCUGGCCCUCCAGCUUAUCUAUUAA
Messenger RNA from Musca domestica (house fly), 1026 nucleotides. RefSeq names its product adhesive plaque matrix protein-like. The transcript is spliced from 3 exons. Gene Ontology annotation, biological process: hemopoiesis; leukocyte tethering or rolling. NCBI's taxonomy places the organism in Eukaryota, Metazoa, Arthropoda, Insecta, Diptera, Muscidae. The record is from RefSeq and is a predicted model, not a curated record. Gene Ontology annotation, cellular component: plasma membrane. Bases 1 to 1026 code for a protein of 341 amino acids.